AUGGCACUCAUCAGCAAUAGCUCCUCUCCUCUGCCUUCUGAGUUCCUCCUCAUCUGCUUCCCUGGCUACCAGAGCUGGCAGCACUGGCUCUCUCUACCUCUGAGCCUCCUGUUCCUCUUGGCCAUGGGGGCCAAUGCCACCCUCCUCCUCACCAUAAGGCUAGAAGCUUCUUUACAUGAACCCAUGUACUAUCUGCUUAGCAUACUAUCUCUGCUGGAUAUUGUUCUCUGUGUCACUGUCAUCCCCAAGGUCCUUGCCAUCUUCUGGUUUGAUCUCAGACCUAUCAGCUUCCCUGCUUGCUUCCUCCAAAUGUACAUAAUGAACAGCUUUCUGACCAUGGAGUCCUGCACCUUCACCAUCAUGGCCUAUGAUCGCUAUGUGGCCAUCUGUAAACCACUGCGUUAUCCAACUAUCAUCACUAAUCAAUUCGUGCUCAAGGCUACCGUGUUCAUUGUGGCUAGAAAUGCUCUCCUUACUGCCCCUGUUCCAAUCCUUUCUGCCCAGCUCCAUUACUGUGGAGACAACAUAAUCAAGAAUUGCAUCUGCACUAACUUGUCUGCCUCUAUACUUUCCUGUGAUGACAUCACUUUAAACCAAGUCUACCAGUUUGUGAUUGGCUGGACUUUAUUGGGCUCUGACCUCAUUCUCAUCAUCCUUUCUUAUUCCUUUAUUCUUCGGGCUGUUCUGCGGAUUAAGGCAGAGGGGGCUGCAGCCAAAGCUCUGAGCACAUGUGGCUCCCACUUCAUCCUCAUCCUCUUCUUCAGCACCAUCCUGCUGGUACUAGUCAUCACCAAUGUAGCCAGGAAAAAAAUCCCUCAUGAUGUCCCCAUCCUGCUCAAUAUACUGCAUCACCUCAUUCCCCCAGCCAUGAAUCCUAUUGUCUAUGGAGUCCGGACAAAGGAGAUUAAGCAGGGGAUCCAGAAGCUGUUGAGAAGGUUGUGA
Messenger RNA from Gracilinanus agilis (Agile Gracile Mouse Opossum), 942 nucleotides. RefSeq names its product olfactory receptor 56A4-like. The record is from RefSeq and is a predicted model, not a curated record. The transcript has a single exon. Bases 1 to 942 code for a protein of 313 amino acids. Gene Ontology annotation, biological process: G protein-coupled receptor signaling pathway. Gene Ontology annotation, molecular function: olfactory receptor activity; G protein-coupled receptor activity. NCBI's taxonomy places the organism in Eukaryota, Metazoa, Chordata, Mammalia, Didelphimorphia, Didelphidae. Gene Ontology annotation, cellular component: membrane.